ACGACGCUCGGCGGAGGGUCGGAGCCACGUCAUCGAUUACCGAUACGUCGCCGCGGCCAGACAGCGAGGCCACUCGCGGCACUACGCUGUCACUGCCAUCGAGCUCCACACGUCUUCACUAUGGACUGCGUAACGCGACGUCUACAUGUCAACGUGAUGAAUAUUGUCCUAUGAGACUGCAAUCUAAUAGAAUCACCGAGGAGUCGGCAGCCAUGCUAGAAAUAGAAGAACCAACACUCCUGCAGACAGUGCGCGGUCACAGGAGCGAGGUGACGUGCGCGGACGCGAGUGGCGCGCGGCUGGUCACUGGCGGCGGGGACCGCGUGCUGCGACUGUGGGCCUGGGAGCGCGGCGCUGGCUGGGACGAGGUGGCGCGCUCCAGUGACGCGCAUCGCUACGGCGUCACCGCGGCGCGCUGGGCGGCCAGCGGCGCGCUGCUGGCGUCGGGCGGCGUAGACGGCGUGGCGCGCGUGUGGAGCGGCCGCGACUUGAUGCCGCGGCGGCUGCUGGCGGCGCCGGGCGCGGCGGCGGCGCGCGCGCUGUGCUGGGCGACACGCGCGCGCCUGCUGGUGGGCCACGACGACGGCGUGCUGUGCGUGUGGCACGCGGCGCGUGGCGUGCAGCUGGCGCGGCUGCACGCGCACGAGGGCGCGCUGCACGCAGUGGCGGCGCCGGCGCGGGGCGCGCUGUUGCUCACUGCCUGUACGCACAGCGUGCUCAAAGUUUUUGACCUCGCGGAGGUAUGUCGGAGCGGAUGUAACGGGGUGUCGUCGUCGCCAGUGGUACCCCUCGCCUGGAUGGACAACGUGCACGAUCUGGGCGCGCUGUGUGCCGACGCCACGGAGGACGGCAACAUGGCCGCCACGGGCGGACAGGACGCAUUAAUUCGGGUGUGGCAUACCCGCGUGGAGGACGGCUGGCCGCGCGGCCUACUGCGAGGCGGGUACCGGCUGAGCGGACAUAGCGCGGCCGUCACGGCGCUGCGCUGGGCGGGCUGGGGCGAGGCCGCGCUGCUGGCCUCCGCCUCGCUGGACCGCACGGCGCGCCUGUGGCUGCCGGCCGGCGCCCAGCUGCACUGCGUGCGAGUAGUGCACGCUCACCCGCGGUACCUCACCUGCGUGGUGCUGGCGCACGAUAUGCGGUAUAUGAUUACUGGUUCGAAUGACAGGUCACUCAGGAUGUGGUCGUUGGGCUCCCUCACGCUCAACGAUGAGUUGGAGAUUCCGUGUGAAGCACUCGCUCACUUCGGCCUCGGCGAUCUCAAAGGCAUCGGACCACUCGACGACGAAGUGAUCGACGAGGACGGUAUUGCGACGCAGACGACAGUGGCAGGACGGCCCGAGGGUAGUGACCACACCUGUCUGCAGCACUUAUGGAGCUCAACAACGCAUUCCGGUGCCAUCAAUGACAUCGCUACGCACGGGGACCUGGUAGCCACCGCUUCUAGCGACGGGCUAGCACGCGUGUUCCGCUGGAGCGAGGAGCGAGGAGAGCUGCAGGCGCUGCACGAGCUGGCGGCGCACGAGUACCCGGUGCUGGCGGUGGACUUUGUGGCCGCCGGCGCAGUGGUACUCACCGCGGGACUCGAUGGCCGCGCCUGUCUGUGGGACGUCGAGACGGGUGUUCAGCUGCGAUCGCUGUGCGUGCCGGCAGGCGAGGAGGGCGGCGCGGGAGGCGAGGCGGGGGGCGGCGGGGUGCGGGCCGCGCGGGCUUCUUCCACCCGCUCCGCGCUGAUACUGCUGGGGACUGACGACGGCCUUGCGCCGCUGUGGAGCCUCGACGAAGACAACCCACAGCCCCUGCACGUGUACAGCGAGCACAGCGCGGCGGUGACGUGCUGUGGCUGGUCGUGCGACGCGCGGCUGUGCAGUACUGGCAGCGCGGCGGGCGAGCUGCGGCUGUACGCGCCGCCGCCGGCCGCGCGCCUACUGCACUACGACCCGCAGGCACACGACCUCGAGGGCGUGCAGAGUCUGGACUUCGCUCCGUCUCCGAGCUCGCUGGAGCUAGGCGAGCGGCAGCACGUGCUGGCGACGGCGGGCGGGGACUCGCUCAUCAAGCUGUGGCUCGUGAGCCAGCUCGAGGACGGCGUGGCGGUGCGCGCGGCGCUGACGCUGGAGCUGCACGGCGGCGGCGCCAGCUGCGUGCGCUGGGCGGGCGCGCUGCUGGCGGCGGCGGGCGCGGACCACGCGGCGCGCGUUUGGGCGGUGGGCGCGCGCGCGCGCGGCGCGGUGUUGCUGGCCGUGGUGUCGGUGGGCAGCGCGGGCGGCGUGCUGGCCGUGGGCUUGCUGGGCGCGGCGCCGCUGUUGCUGGCCGGCUCUCUGUCGGGUUCGCUCGCCGUGUGGCAGCUGCCGGCCGAGCUGCCGGACGAGCGAGACGACGAGGAGGGUACGGCGCCGUGCUUCUGGACCCAAGAAGGCGUGCGUCGGUGGCUGCGAGACUGUAUCUCGCGAGUGCCCGGGUCGGAGCUGCGACGUAAUGAGGAGACAUUUCUGACUCAAAGAUGUCAGCAGAUGGAAAUGACGGGGUUCAUGCUGCUCUCCACCUCCAUCGACUCAUUACUUGAAACAUUUGGAUUUGUGUCUGUGUUACGUAUAGACAUAAACAAAUCAGAAGAAGGCAGCGAGGACGUGGAGUUGGUGCGCAUGCGCGAGGAGCUGCAGUGGCUACAGGCUCCGCCACCCUCCUACCAGCAGGAGACGUCGGCCCCGCACUGCCUGCGCUGUCCCCUGUCGCACCGGUUGCUGCGGGAGCCCGUGUUCGCGGCGGACGGCUACACGUACGAGCGCGCCAACAUACUCGACUGGUUCCUGGCUGCCGGUAGCGCGGUGUCGCCGGUGUCGGGGCGGCGCCUGCUGUCCAGUACUCUGCAGCUCAACUACGCGCUGCGGGACCAACUUCGUGACUUUCUGCGGAGCUGAACUUCUACUAAUUCGUAUCACUUUUAUUAUCUCCAAAUCUGAUGUACUACAGACUCGAGCCCGUGUUCUUUAAUAAAUUCAGAUAUGACAGCACGUGGUGCACGUUGUUUUAUUCCGCUGCUCCUGCUGCGAGUUGCAGGACUAGUCAAUCAAUGUAAUCACAUGCUUGUGACUUAUAUAAUGACGUCGUUUGCGAGCACGUGCGAUGUGUAAUGUUGUUGUCCGUAUGUCUAACACCCUCUUCAGAUAUAAUUAACCAACUAAAAACAUUCUGUAAGAAACUAGCCAAGACUCGAAGGAGCCGCUCGUUCAUCUCUAAAAAGUUACGAAAUCUGAUAAUAAGAUGUUAUAGCUUAAAUUAAGUUGACCUAAAUGCAAAUACCUAACUUUUACCAAAAACAAAAACAUCAUUAGCUUCUCUUACAUCCUGUGUCAUACACCUCUCACUAAACUAAACUCGACCCGGGAUCCAAGUGUGACACUUGACUCCAAACUCCACCUAGAUCUGUACAUCGACAAAACAGUAAACAAGGCAUACCAAAUGUAUAUAUUCAUAAUGCGCUCCAGCCUAAGACGACCUCAUCUUAUACAACAUGUAACGUAAUUAACGCACACCCUCAAACACC
Molecule: messenger RNA, 3547 nt
Organism: Spodoptera littoralis (African cotton leafworm)
Lineage: Eukaryota; Metazoa; Arthropoda; Insecta; Lepidoptera; Noctuidae
Source: the annotation of a GenBank genome assembly